AUGCAGGACGCCGGCGGAGACCGAGUCGACGAGCACGAGAAGCAAUUGCCCAAGAAUCAGAUCGAGAAUGAUGAGGCGCAUCUUGAUCCAAGCCGGUGGUGGUUUGCCAGCUCGGCAUUCCCCAUGAUUGCAGGCACCUUGGGCCCAGUUGCUUCCGCCUUCAGUAUAUGUGCACUGGUCCGGCCGUGGAGACAAAAGUAUGCGCCGGGAGACGACAUGGCCUUUCUGGAGUUCAUUCCUGAUCCGAAAUGGCUCUUGGGUAUAAACGGAGCACAGCUGGUUAUUGCCAUCAUUGCCAAUCUGUUCCUUUUGCUGAACAUGACGAGGAGGCUUAGGUUCACUAUAGCGCAGCCUGUGACUAUCGUCGGAUGGUACAUCUCUUCGAUAUGUCUCAUCGCACUAAGUGCAACCGCGUCAGGACCCCUGGUCAUCAGACCCAAGGAUGAGUUCAUCUGGUCGCAGGCUUUCUACUACGGCAUAUUUUCUGCCGCCCUCUACUUUCUCUGCUCCUCCCUGAUGGUGGUCACCUACCACGGCGCCCAAGCUGGUCACUAUGACAAGGACUUCCAGCUCACCACCAGCCAGCGCACGCUUAUGCUGCAGACGAUAAUGUUUCUGAUGUAUUUGCUUAUCGGUGCUCUGAUAUUCUCAACUAUUGAAGGCUGGCAGUAUCUGGAUGCCGUGUACUGGGCUGAUGUUACGCUGUUCACCGUCGGAUUCGGCGACUUUUCUGUGCAGACGAAUCUCGGGAGAGCAUUGCUCUUUCCAUACGCGCUCAUUGGUGUGAUUUCUCUCGGUUUGGUCAUUGGUUCCAUCCGAAGCUUGGUCCUUGAGCGUGGAAGACGGCGGCUGGACGCUCGGAUGGUUGAGAAGAAGAGACGCCGGAUGCUGCGACAGAUGGCGCGCAAGGGCAAGGACGAUAUGCUGAUCCCGAUUACUGAUGAAAUGCCUCCGCAAAGCCCCAUGUCCGCUGACACCGGGCUUACCGAGUUCGAGCGGCGAGAGAAGGAAUUCAAGUUGAUGCGCGAAAUCCAGAAGCGGGCGGAUCAUCGAAGAAGAUGGAUUGCCAUGGGUAUCUCUUCAACCACAUGGGUAGCUUUGUGGCUCAUCGGCGCCUUGAUUUUUCAGAGCUGCGAGUCUGCUUAUUCUGGAUGGACUUACUACAAUGGUUUCUACUUUGCAUUUGUCAGUUUGACGACUAUUGGCUAUGGUGAUGUCACUCCGGCCUCGCCCGCUGGAAAGGCCUUCUUUGUCUUUUGGUCUUUGCUCGCCCUUCCCACCAUGACGGUUUUGAUCUCUAAUGCAGGGGAUACCGUCGUGAAGGGCAUCAGGGAUGCAACAAAUCAGAUUGGCAACAUCACCAUCCUACCGGGCGAGCACGGCUUUCGCAAGGACCUAAAGCUCUUCAUCAAGACAUUGUCUUGUGGUCAACUCUUUGAGGAGGAGAUUGAGGAUCUACCGCCAGGGUUUUUGGGGCAAGCACAUUCACAGGAGACUUUGAACGAGGAAGACGACGAAGACGAAGAAGACACCGAUAUGGAGGUAGAAGGGCCGGAGGGAUCGACCGGUGACCUUGACAAGGAAGUCCGCGGAGUCGCGGGUAGUGUCGACCCUUCUGAUAGAGACAUGAACAUAGCCAGAGCACCCAGCAAUGGUGGUACCGAUGCUGACGGCAGCAGAACCGUCUCCGCUGAUCCAUCCGCCUCGGGCAACUCAUCUUCGACGAAAGGGAAGAUCAAGAUCCAGGAGCCACCCAGACCAAGUAGCAGUCGGCCACAGAGAUCUCAAACCGACAUCAACGCCAACACUGUGAAGAUGAAGCGGGCCAUGUCCAUCCCUAGGCAGGAUAUCCCACAGGAGGUGCCCACCAAUCGCGCUGACUACCACGUCUUACUAAUCGACGAGAUCAACCGCGUCACGCAGCACCUCAAGUCGCACCCGCCGCGAAAGUACACCUUCCGGGAGUGGGCAUGGUACUUGAAGCUGCUGGGCGAGGACGAGCGCAGUGCGGACACCCAUAGGCAGGCGCGGCCGCACACGCAUCGCAAGCACGAGAACAAGACGACCAACACGGACGGCCCGAGCGAGGGGGCAGGCAGCGAGCAUGCCAGCCUGUUCCACGCGACGGCGGCACAUUUCCAUCUUGGAGGCGAGGUCUGCCGCGAUGGCGAGACGAAGACCGAAGAUGCCAAGGCUACGAGUGAGGACACCGACAAGCUUCAAUGGAGCUGGGUAGGGUCUCGUAGCCCGCUAAUGGGCAGCCAGGAGGAGGCGGAGUGGAUCCUCGAGAAGCUCACGCAGAAGCUGGCCGAGGAACUGAGAGCGGUCCGCAAAGAGGACUUGGCGAGGGAGAGGGAGGAAAAAAAGGCAUCUAAAGGCCAAGCACGAAGACGGGACUAG
Messenger RNA from Phaeoacremonium minimum UCRPA7, 2400 nucleotides. Its product is annotated as putative potassium channel protein. The transcript has 4 exons. Gene Ontology annotation, cellular component: membrane. Gene Ontology annotation, biological process: potassium ion transmembrane transport; stabilization of membrane potential. Lineage: Eukaryota; Fungi; Ascomycota; Sordariomycetes; Togniniales; Togniniaceae. Gene Ontology annotation, molecular function: potassium ion leak channel activity. The coding region runs from base 1 to 2400 and encodes 799 amino acids. The record is from RefSeq and is a predicted model, not a curated record.